Schistocerca americana (American grasshopper) is the source of this 513-nucleotide messenger RNA. Its product is annotated as proline-rich receptor-like protein kinase PERK10. The coding region runs from base 1 to 513 and encodes 170 amino acids. The transcript is spliced from 2 exons. The record is from RefSeq and is a predicted model, not a curated record. NCBI's taxonomy places the organism in Eukaryota, Metazoa, Arthropoda, Insecta, Orthoptera, Acrididae.
AUGGCAGAGAAUAUUCUGGGCAUCGAUCAGCCCUCAGCAAGCGUCCUCGCGCUUUUAGUGAGUAUGCAGCAGAUGAAUGAACUUAUUAUUCAGCAAUUGCAGGCUCUGUCUGCUGUCUCCCGUGUGUCUCAGUCACUGAGUGCUCCAUCCGCUUCCCCUGUCGUGGGGCUGCGGGCCAUACCUCCCGCUUUUCCUAAAAUUGGAGGCUUCACGGAUUCUGCCACCUCUGCCUACGACCCCACCGAUGGCCCUCCGCUGCUCGGAACCCCGCCACGGUCGCCCCGCCUGCCGUCGUCGAAGUCGCCGCUGCCAGUCCGGUUACCUGCAUGGGACGGGCGCCUCUGGCCGCCAACACGGCCCUACCUCCGGCCGCUGCUGGCGCCGCCGUGUCCCUCCGUUUUGCUGGUACCGAUGGACGCUGAGGCUGCCGUCACGCCGCCGCCGCCGUCGCCCAUGGAGGUCGUAGCUCCACCUGCUCAUCCGAGCAUACCCAGUGGCGGUGCGCGACCUUGA